AUGGCCCUGGUCGGGAUCGACUUUCGGGCCCCUUUGCGGGAUGUAAAGAAGGUCCAGUUCGGUAUCCUCAGUCCAGAUGAAAUCAGACGCAUGUCCGUGGCUGAGAUCGAAUUUGCCGAGAUCAACGAGCACGGAAAGCCCAAACUUGGCGGUCUGAUGGAUCCACGGCAGGGAGUCAUCGACAGAAAAGGCAACUGCAUGACGUGCACCGGAGAUUUGGCACAUUGUCCGGGCCACUUUGGUCACUUGGAGUUGGCAAAGCCUGUUUUCCACAUCGGGUUCAUGACCAAGUCGCUGAAAGUGCUACGCUGCGUCUGUUUCUAUUGCAGUCGGUUGCUUCUUGACAAGGAAAACCAACGAGUGAAGGAGAUUUUGAAAAAGACUGCGGGUAACCCGCGUAGACGUUUGGCGAUGAUUUAUGAUCUCUGCAAAACGAAGCAAGUUUGCGAGGGUGCGACGGAUCCGACUAAUCCUGAUGAAGCGGAGGAGGUGGAUCCGGAUAAACCUACAAGAUCUGGCGGAUGUGGGCGAUAUCAGCCCAACUAUCGCAAGGUCGGAAUUGAAAUUACCGCUGAAUGGAAGAAGAAUUUCAACGAAGACACCCAGGAAAGAAAGAUCACGGUCACCGCUGAGCGGGCGCUUGAUGUUUUCAAGGGCGUUACCGAUGAGGAUUGUCUAAUCAUCGGAAUGGACCCACGGUUUGCGAGGCCGGACUGGAUGAUCGCUACAGUGUUGCCUGUACCUCCGCUUGCUGUUCGUCCCGCUGUCGUCACCUUCGGCUCAGCGCGUAAUCAAGACGACUUGACGCACAAGCUUGCCGAUAUCGUCAAACAGAAUAACGAGCUCAGAAGUAACGAAGCCAAAGGAGCAGCCGCGCACGUCUUGGCCGACAAUGUCAAGUUGCUACAAUACCACGUCGCUACUCUUGUGGACAAUUGUCUGCCUGGAGUCCCAACAGCUACCCAAAAAGGAGGACGGCCCUUGAAGUCGAUCAAGCAGCGUCUGAAAGGAAAGGAAGGGCGAAUUCGAGGAAACUUGAUGGGAAAGCGUGUCGAUUUUUCGGCUCGUACCGUCAUUACCCCGGAUCCCAAUCUGCCCAUCGAUACUGUCGGCGUUCCGCGGACCAUCGCUCAGAACAUGACUUUCCCGGAAAUCGUCACCCCGUUCAACAUUGACAAGCUGCAAAUUUUGGUCAACCAAGGCGAUGCUCAAUAUCCUGGCGCGAAAUACAUCAUCCGUGACAAUGGGGAGCGUGUCGAUUUGCGCUAUCACCCCCGUGCGGCCGAUCUUCAUCUUCAACCUGGCUACAAAGUGGAAAGGCACAUGCGUGAUGGUGACAUCAUCGUCUUCAAUCGUCAGCCAACACUCCACAAAAUGAGUAUGAUGGGUCACAGAGUCAAGAUUCUGCCGUGGUCUACCUUCCGCAUGAAUCUGUCUGUGACGACACCUUACAACGCCGACUUUGACGGUGACGAGAUGAACCUUCACUUGCCCCAGUCGCUCGAGACAAAGGCCGAAAUUGAAGAGAUUGCGCUGGUACCGCGUCAACUGAUUACGCCGCAAGCCAACAAGCCUGUGAUGGGUAUCGUGCAGGAUACACUUUGCGCCGUCCGCAUGAUGACAAAACGCGACGUUUUCAUUGAAUUUCCGAGAUUGAUGGACCUAUUGAUGGCGCUGCCGGAUUGGGACGGAAAGAUUCCGCAACCAGCUAUUCUCAAGCCGAAGCCGCUCUGGACCGGCAAGCAGCUCUUCACGCUGAUCAUUCCGGGAACUGUCAAUGUAAUCACAAAGCAUUCUACCCAUCCCGAUGAGGAAGACUCCGGCCCAUAUCAAUGGAUCACGCCCGGCGACACCAAGGUUCUAAUCGAGCAAGGCGAGCUGCUGACCGGUAUCGUUUGUUCCAAGACUGUCGGUCGAUCGUCUGGCAACUUGAUGCAUGUCAUUGUCCACGAGCUUGGCCAUGAGACGGCCGGAAAAUUCUAUUCUCACGUGCAAAAAGUCGUCAAUCAAUGGCUGUUGAUGGAAGGCCAUACGAUCGGAAUCGGUGAUGCCAUUGCCGAUCAGGACACCUACAAAGACAUUCGGCGCACCAUCGAGAAGGCCAAGCAAGAAGUGGUGGACGUUAUUGAAAAAGCGCACAACGACGAUCUCGAGCCGACGCCUGGUAACACGUUGCGUCAAACCUUCGAGAAUAUGGUUAACAGAAUCCUCAACGAUGCCCGUGAUCGCACAGGUUCAUCGGCUCAAAAGUCUCUUUCUGAAUUCAACAACUUCAAGUCCAUGGUCGUGGCUGGUUCUAAAGGAUCGAAGAUUAACAUUUCUCAAGUUAUCGCUUGCGUCGGUCAGCAAAACGUCGAAGGAAAGCGUAUUCCCUUCGGAUUCCGUCAUCGUACCCUGCCGCAUUUCAUCAAGGAUGAUUAUGGCCCGGAAUCCAAGGGAUUCGUCGAGAAUUCUUACCUGGCCGGUCUGACCGCCGCUGAAUUCUUCUUCCACGCUAUGGGAGGUCGAGAAGGUCUGAUCGAUACGGCCGUCAAAACCGCCGAGACUGGUUACAUCCAGCGUCGUCUCAUCAAGGCUAUGGAGUCUGUAAUGGUCAACUACGACGGCACGGUCCGGAACUCGAUAGCCCAGAUGGUCCAGCUUCGUUACGGUGAAGAUGGUCUGGACGGAAUGUGGGUGGAGAGCCAGUUUAUGCCAACGAUGAAGCUGACAAACGCCGCUUUCGAAGACCGCUUCAAGCUUGACGUGACCGAUGAGCAGGCUUUGCGCCGUGUCUACACCGAAGACGUCGUCCGCGAACUUAUCGGGACUCCUUCGGCUCUGAACGAUGUUGAGGAUGAGUGGCAACAGCUUGAGGAGGAUCGGCGGCUACUCCGCAAAAUCUUCCCCAAAGGAGACAACAAAGUUGUGCUGCCCUGCAAUCUGCAGAGGCUGAUUUGGAAUGCCCAAAAGAUCUUCAAGGUCGAGACAAGGAAACCUACGAGUCUCAGUCCGAUUCGUGUCAUCGAGGGCGUCCGCGAGAUCUCCAAAAAGCUGAUCAUUGUGUGCGGAGACGACCGAAUUUCGAAGCAGGCUCAAUACAACGCCACCCUUUUGAUGAACAUCCUUAUCCGCUCCACACUCUGCUCAAGACAGAUGGCCGAUAAGCACAAACUCAGCGUGGAAGGAUUUGACUGGCUUCUGGGUGAAAUCGAGCACCGCUUCCAGCAAGCCAUCGUGCAACCCGGUGAAAUGGUCGGCGCCUUGGCGGCUCAAUCCUUGGGAGAGCCUGCUACUCAAAUGACCCUCAACACCUUCCAUUUUGCUGGUGUGUCUGCGAAGAACGUGACGCUCGGUGUGCCUCGUCUCAAGGAGAUCAUCAACGUUUCCAAGUCGCCAAAGACGCCGUCGCUGACCGUGUAUCUGACCGGUGCGGCGGCAAAGGACGCCGAAAAAGCGAAAGAUGUGCUCUGCAAGUUGGAGCACACAACGUUGCGGAAAGUUACGGCCAAUACUGCAAUCUACUACGAUCCCGAUCCCAGGAACACGAUCAUUGCUGAGGACGAAGAAUGGGUUUCCAUUUUCUACGAAAUGCCUGAUAAUGAUCCGUCUCGAUGCUCUCCCUGGUUGCUCAGAAUCGAGCUGGAUCCAAAGAGGAUGACUGACAAGAAGCUGACGAUGGCCAACAUCUUCCUGAAGAUCCAACAAGGCUUCGGCGACGAUCUGAAUGUGAUCUACACUGAUGACAACGCUGAUUCGCUCGUCUUCCGCAUUCGCAUCAACGGACAGGAUAACGACAAAGGGGACAGCGAGGAGCAGGUGGACAAGAUGGAGGACGACAUGUUCUUGCGGGCUAUUGAACAGAAUAUGCUCACCGAUCUCACGCUCCAGGGCAUCGAACAGAUUGUCAAGGUUUACAUGCACAAGCCGACGACUGACGAUAAGAAGAGGAUCGUGAUCACCCCGGAAGGAGGCUUCAAGGCGAUUCCUGAAUGGCUGCUUGAAACGGACGGAACGGCUCUACUCCAAGUGCUCUCUCAACCGAACGUGGACCCCGUGCGCACGACAUCCAACGACAUUUGCGAGAUUUUCGAGGUGCUGGGUAUCGAGGCCGUGCGCAAGGCCAUAGAGCGUGAAAUGCAUCAAGUCAUUUCUUUCGACGGCUCCUACGUCAACUAUCGGCAUCUGGCGCUGCUUUGCGAUGUGAUGACGGCCAAGGGACAUUUGAUGGCCAUCACCCGUCACGGAAUCAAUCGGCAAGAAGUUGGUGCGCUGAUGAGGUGCUCCUUCGAAGAGACGGUCGAUAUUCUGAUGGAGGCUGCCGCACAUGCUGAAAUGGACCCUGUCAAAGGUGUCUCCGAAAACAUCAUGCUUGGACAGCUGGCCAAGGCUGGAACCGGUUGCUUUGACCUGGUGCUCGACGCGGAGAAGUGCAAGCUGGGCAUGGAGAUUACGCUGAAUUACCAGGCGCUCGCCCAUGGUAUCUUUGGUGCGCAGAGUCCGGCGAGUUCGUCGAUGUCACCAUCAGCUACACCUUGGGGUGACGGCGCUACGCCAGGUUAUGGCGGUGCCUCGUGGUCGCCGGUUGGACCGGGGAUGACGCCGAGCGGAGCUGGUUUCUCGCCUGGCGGUGGUUCGGAAGGCGGAUUCAGUCCGGCAGGCUUCAGUGAGGGCGGUUGGUCCCCUGGUGGCGCAAUGUCUCCGGGAGGUGGCAUGUCUCCUGGUGGUGCAUCGCCAUAUGAUGCCCUUCUGUCACCACGCUACAGCCCGACCUCUCCGAGUUCUCCUUACACGGCCGCUAGCCCGAGAUACUCCCCAACUUCACCGGGAUACUCACCAACAUCACCUUCCUAUUCGCCGACGAGCCCAAGCUACAGCCCGACAUCGCCGAGCUAUUCGCCAACGUCGCCAUCGUAUUCGCCGACGAGCCCAAGCUACUCUCCCACGAGCCCUAGCUACAGCCCAACAUCUCCCAGCUAUUCUCCGACGAGCCCGUCGUAUUCGCCGACCUCACCAUCAUAUUCGCCGACGUCUCCUAGCUACAGCCCGACUUCGCCAACUUACAGUCCGACGAGUCCCACAUAUUCACCAACGAGCCCGUCCUAUUCUCCCACGUCGCCGACCUAUUCGCCUACUUCACCGACUUAUUCUCCGACCAGUCCGACUUACCAGCCUGGAGGUGCAGGCAGCUACAGCCCUACAAGUCCGAGGUACUCUCCGACAUCGCCGGUGUACAGCCCGACUUCUCCUACGUACUCGCCGUCGAGUCCGCAAUACAGCCCGAGCAGCCCGCAGUACACGCCGACUUCUCCACAGUACAGCCCAAGCUCGCCGGUUCGGCAAGGCGCUUCGCCGAGCUACACUCCAACCUCGCCGCAAUAUUCGCCGACGAGCCCGGUAUACACGCCGUCGAGUCCUCAGUACACGCCGGCGUCGCCGCAGUACCCUGGAGGAUCUACGUCGCCGAAUCCGUAUUCACCAUCGUCGCCGCAGUACAGCCCAAGCUCCCCGCAGUAUUCCCCCAGCACUGCGCAGUACUCUCCCUCCUCGCCCCAGUACAGCCCCUCCUCGCCCGUCUACGGCGAGCCCGACGAUCAGGGCGACCAACAACCCGGUGGAUCCAAAGCGAAGAAA
Molecule: messenger RNA, 5613 nt
Organism: Mesorhabditis spiculigera
Lineage: Eukaryota; Metazoa; Nematoda; Chromadorea; Rhabditida; Rhabditidae
Source: the annotation of a GenBank genome assembly